AUGGCUUCUCGCUGUGAGCUUCUUCUGAUCUGCAUCUUCUCUCUCUUCUUUGCUCUUGCUCACUCCAAGACGUUGAAGCGAGAUGUGAAAGCUUUGAAUGAAAUCAAAGCGUCUUUGGGAUGGAGAGUGGUUUAUUCAUGGGUUGGUGAUGAUCCUUGUGGAGAUGGAGAUCUUCCACCUUGGUCUGGUGUCACCUGCUCUACACAAGGAGACUAUAGGGUUGUCACAGAACUAGAAGUUUAUGCGGUUUCGAUUGUUGGACCUUUCCCUAUUGCAGUAACAAACCUUUUGGAUUUGACUAGACUGGAUCUACACAACAACAAGCUAACCGGUCCAAUCCCUCCACAAAUUGGGCGACUGAAACGGCUGAAAGUACUAAACCUGAGGUGGAAUAAACUACAAGAUGUGAUUCCCCCUGAGAUUGGGGAGCUGAAGAGACUAACACAUUUGUGA
Molecule: messenger RNA, 453 nt
Organism: Microthlaspi erraticum
Lineage: Eukaryota; Viridiplantae; Streptophyta; Magnoliopsida; Brassicales; Brassicaceae
Source: the annotation of a GenBank genome assembly